AUGCCCUCUUCCGCAUCUGCCGCGAGGAGGGCGGCCGUGCCCUCUACUCGGGGAUUGCCCCGGCACUGCUGAGACAGGCCUCGUACGGCACCAUAAAGAUUGGGAUUUACCAGAGCCUGAAACGUUUGUUUGUGGAUCGCCUGGAAGGUCGGUGUCGGUAAACGUAUUGGCUUUUCGCUCACUCCUUUCUUUGUCCUCCCCACAGCUGGAGCUUCUGACAGAAGCGGGCUUGUUACUCCACACUGUGGUUUUGUUUGGGCAGUAACAGCAAGGAUAAAUGUCCGUAGGGAUGUGAUUCGCGUUGUGCCUGGCUCUGCCGGACACCUCUCCUCCAGCCGGGGCUGCUCUUUCCUCUGUUUUGCAACAAUGGAGCUAGAAAAUGGGGAUCACUGAUCCAGGCUUAUCUCUGUUCUGUGUUUAGUCUCGGAGAGGACAUCGGGUCCCACCAGAUGUGUUACACAGGUUGAGAGCUUCAGUAGUGAGUCGCUCCUGCCUUCCUGCUGGAGCCUUAAUGGAGCAUCCUGGCUUGGAUCAGCCAUGGGGUGGCCAGCAGGAGCAGGGAAGGGAUGGUCCCCCCUGGACUCAGUGCUGAUGAGGCCGUACCUCGAAUCCUGGGUUCAGUUUUGGGCCCCUCAGUGCAGGAAAGACCUUGAGGGACUGGAGCACGUCCAGAGAAGGAAACAGUGGUGGAGAAGGGGCUGGAAAACGGGUUGUGGGAGCAGCCGAGGGCCCUGGGGCUGUUUACCCUGGAGAAGAGAAGGCUGAGGAGAGACCUCAUGGCCCUCUGCAACUCUGGAAAGGAGGUUGGAGCGAGGUGGGUGCUGGGCUGUUCUCCCAAGUGACAGGUGAUAGGACAAGAGGAAAUGGCCUCAAAUUGUGCCAGGGGAGGUUUAGAUUGCAUAUUAGGGAAAAUUCCUUCCCUGAAAGGGUUCUCACGCGCUGGAACGGCUGCCCAGGGUGGUGGUGGAGUCACCAUUGCUAGAGGGGUUUAAAAGCUGAGCAUACCAGGUACUCAGGGAUCUAGUUCAGUACUGGACAGGGGGAUGGUUGGACUCGAUGAUCUCAAAGUUCUUUUUCAACCAACCGAUUCACAUUCUAUGAGUACCAUAAGGCCAUUCCAGCCCGGGAAGGCGAGCUGGGCUGGCCAGGCAGCAGACUGGCGACAAGACUGGGAGGUGCAGCACAGUGGGGCUACUUUCCAGGGUCUGCUCCCUUCUCUGGUCACACCUCGCCCUGCAUGUGGCUCGGUGCGUGUCCUUGGGGCUGUGCGUCUCUCCUCACAUGCUGUUGCAGUGUGGCGAGUUCCGCUCUCUGAAUGUUUGUCUCCCUACAGGCCGGGGGCAGCCAGUGGCCUGGUCUUCUCUGGGAAGUGCUGUGAUGAAACUUUGCUGAUCAAUGUGAUCUGUGGAGUGGUUUCAGGGGUGAUCUCCUCAGCACUCGCCAAUCCAACAGAUGUGCUGAAGAUUCGAAUGCAGGCUCAAGGCAGUUUAUUCCAGGGUGGCAUGAUUGGCAGCUUCAUUGACAUCUACCAGCAGGAGGGUACCCGUGGCCUCUGGAGGGGUGUUGUCCCGACAGCUCAGAGAGCCGCCAUCGUGGUCGGGGUGGAGCUGCCAGUCUACGACAUCACCAAGAAGCACUUAAUUCUGUCAGGCCUGAUGGGUGACACCAUCUUUGCCCACUUUGUCUCCAGUUUUACGUGUGGGCUGGCUGGGGCCAUCGCCUCCAACCCUGUGGACGUGGUGCGGACUCGGAUGAUGAACCAGCGGGCAAUAGUGGGCAGCACGGAGCUCUAUAAGGGCACUCUGGACGGGCUCGUGAAGACAUGGAAGAGUGAGGGCUUCUUUGCACUCUAUAAAGGUUUCUGGCCCAACUGGCUUCGGCUCGGUCCCUGGAACAUCAUUUUUUUUAUCACAUAUGAGCAGUUGAAGCGCCUUCCAUUCUGACGACUGGAGUUAUUCCAUGAGAGUCAUCUCCAAGACUUGCAGCAGAGAGUUUUGCUGCAGCCUUCCUCUUCAUUUCACCAUUCCCACGUUUGGAUAUUUUGGUACAUGUGGGUCUGGGCUCCCCCUCUCCCAAACGCAUGGUCCCUGGAGCAUGAUGUGCCUGCAGUAUAACUGGGGGGCUGGGGGCAGGUGCCGCAUGGUUUUUCACAUGGAGGCAGGUAUGAGCGGAAUACUGGGCAGUAGUGAGCGUCCUGGCCUGGAGCAAUGUCUUCUGUGAAGAUCCGUGUGUUCCCGUGGCCUUUUGGUGCAGCUGUGGGUGGUUGUUUGCCUCGUGCACUUUUCUGCCAUGCCUGCAGGUCUCUGGAGGCUGGGAAGGGGCGCUGUUGUGUUUUCUUGACGAACUGUAACCUCAUUAAAUUAUUUAUUG
Molecule: messenger RNA, 2370 nt
Organism: Cuculus canorus (common cuckoo)
Lineage: Eukaryota; Metazoa; Chordata; Aves; Cuculiformes; Cuculidae
Gene: SLC25A14
Product: solute carrier family 25 member 14
Exons: 8
Coding region: 1044-1943 (299 amino acids)
Biological process (GO): transmembrane transport; mitochondrial transport
Cellular component (GO): mitochondrial membrane
Source: RefSeq, a predicted model, not a curated record